Messenger RNA from Amphibalanus amphitrite, 1698 nucleotides. Its product is annotated as cationic trypsin-like. Lineage: Eukaryota; Metazoa; Arthropoda; Thecostraca; Balanomorpha; Balanidae. Gene Ontology annotation, molecular function: serine-type endopeptidase activity; calcium ion binding. Gene Ontology annotation, biological process: proteolysis; blood coagulation. The record is from RefSeq and is a predicted model, not a curated record. The annotation marks the transcript as partial. The transcript has 7 exons.
CAUACGCGGCCCUGUGGAGCCGCUGCCAUCUGCCAGCGCCUCCACACCCGCUCCCAGCGACCCUCCAAGGCACGUCACUUCAACUGGGUCUACUUCACACCGUGGUCCGGGUGGAGCCCCUGCUCCCGACGCUGCGUCACCCGGCGGACCAGGAAGUGUCAGUACCCGCAGUUUUGCGGCGCGGCGCGUGUCAAGGAUACCACCUCCUGCUCAGUGUCAGGGGUCAGGUGUCACCGCCGCAGGCAGCGGAAGCGGAGUCGCAAGGAGUUCUACAAGCAGAGGACCACGCAGAGACCGGCCGAGGCGCGGCUGGUCACCAGCGGAGAUGUCAGCAGCAACAGCAGCACCAAUAGCAGCAUCAGCAGCAGCAGCACUAAGAGCAGCUCCACGGCGGCCGCCGCGGGCACGUGCGGUGUCGGCGGCGGGAGCUCGGUCCGCCGUCUGCUGCGGGUGGUGGGCGGACGGAGGUCCAGUCGAGGCGCCUGGCCCUGGCAGGCGGUCAUCUUCAACCAGUUCAUGGAGCCGUUCUGCGGGGGAACCCUGGUUCACCCCCAGUGGGUGCUGACGGCCGCUCAUUGUCUGCGCCGCCUGCUCUACAUCCGACUCGGGGAGUACGACCUCACCCGGCCAGAGAACAGCGAGAGGGGAUUCAAGAUCACGCCCAGCAUGGUGAUCCAGCACCCGCGGUACGACCCGGAGACGGUCGAUAACGACCUGGCUAUGAUCCGGCUGCGCGCACCUCUGAAGCCGUCCGAGGCGACCCCCGUGUGCCUGCCGCGGGGCCGCCACCCCCGGCCGGGCACCAAGUGCACCGUGGCCGGCUGGGGGAAGACGAAAAUCACUCACCUGUUCGGAUCGGACGUGCUCAGAGAGGCAGAGGUGCCCGUGGUGCGCGACUCUCGGUGCCGCGCCACCUAUGCCGACUACCACAUCACCAGCAACAUGUUCUGCGCCGGCUACAAGAAGGGACGCGUGGACGCCUGCGCCGGCGACUCCGGAGGGCCGCUCGUCUGCAAACAGGGCGACGGGUGGUCCAUUUACGGUAUCACCAGUUUUGGCGAGGGCUGCGGCGCCAAGGGCAAGUACGGCAUCUACGUAAAACUGGCCAAUUACCGCAAGUGGCUGCGUCACGUGAUACGGCGCUACACCAAUCAGAGGCGAGCGCGCAGGCGGCGCUCCAAGGUCGCCCUGCGGCGCCCGAGGCUCAAGGUCAAGCGGCCGGCCAAUCAGGAGUCGUGAUGUUAUACGGAGGGUAUCGGUUCGAAUCUCGACAGCGCCGUCCUUCUUUUUUGAUAGACGAUUUGUCGGGACUCAUCCCCGGGAGGACAAUGGUGACUGACAGUGUUUGUGACUCCUGUGCCUCCUUCUACGCAUCACUUACUGUCCGAAUUAUGUUUGUGAGAAGCCUGUAAAUGGCACGUGAAUGUCCCCUGCCGGCGCGCUGAACUGAAGCGGGUGGGAUGUAAAGGAUAUGUGCCCGGAGCGCCUAGUCAUAUAUUUGAUGUUGUGUAUAUGAAUGUUAGCUAUUAUUUAUGAUGAAAUGUGACACGCAUGGACCCAGUCUGUGCCCAUUCAUCGCUAUCCUACUGCCUGUUGUAAGUGCAACUUCGUUUCCAAUUAUAUGGAUUAUAUAAUAUUGCAUUUUACCGUUUUCAUUAUGUUUAUGACCUGUUUGACCCAUUUACCGAUGGAUAACUU